Molecule: messenger RNA, 1187 nt
Organism: Polistes dominula (European paper wasp)
Lineage: Eukaryota; Metazoa; Arthropoda; Insecta; Hymenoptera; Vespidae
Source: RefSeq, a predicted model, not a curated record
CUGUUACUUGAUAUGCAAGAAAUCGACUAAUUUAUUCAUGCGUAAAAUUUAGUUUAUGUUAAAAUUGCAAAGCUUAAAAUGUGUUAGUUAUUCAAAUUCGAUUGGAAAUCGAAUUGGAAAAUGUUUAGCGAUUGAUUAUUAACUAAAAUUGCUAAUUUCAGAUUAUCAUCAAUAAUUCUAGGCUUUGUCUAUUCUCGAAUGAUUAAACCAAGCAUGAAAAAUUGAUAUAUACAAAAUAUAAAAUGCAAGUGAAUUUUAUGUUUAUAAAAUUAUUUUGAUAUCAAUCUUGUCACAACAUGAUUUAUAUAUUUCUUGAAACGUCAAUGUAUGCCUUGUAAUUGAUCGGAAAUGCAUCGUAGUUUUAUAACCUUGAAUAACAAAAGAUCGGAAGAAUUUGAUACAUAUACAUAUAGUAAUUAAUAUUUCAAGAAAAAUGGGGAAACAUAGAAAAAUAGCGAAAGCUUAUCAUAAACGUGCUGUUGUAUCUUGCGUAGGAGCUCUAAUGGAGAAAAAUACUAAAUCUCGUCUUGGUAGAAUGGUAUGCAACCUGUGCGAUCAUUAUAUUAUGGGGAACCCAUUAUACGUCAUCAUGCUGGGUAUUAUUGGGACUGUGAUAACAACAUUUGAUGUCAUACGUACAAUGAAUUGCAAAGUAUCAAUCCAAUGUUCAUCGGGUUCUAAAAAAGAAGAUUUGAAUGAGUUAAGGACAUCCUCGGAGGUAGAAAGAGAUUUGAAACUAAUGACUUCCAUCCUCGGAAUAGAGCAUUAUACAUUAAUAAUGUUAGGUGCCAUUACAGAGUACCCGAUGCUAUACAUCCCGUGGCUGCUGAUGCAAUUAUGUGUUAUCAUCGUUGAGAUUAUAGUAUUUUUUGUUAGACUCUUUUUAGACGGUUUACAUGUAAAACGCGACGAGAUAUUACCAGCAAUAUUAAUGGUACACAACUGGUUGCAAGUAUUUUGCCUGUUCCAUCGACAAGCACGGAAUUCUAUCCAAUAAAAACAAACGAGAUAAUAUUUCUCAAAAAAAGAAAAACAAAAAUCAAACUUUUUGUUCAAAAAGAAAAAAAGUUCAUUUACUUAACUUUUGCACGUAUUACGUUUGUUUGUUAUUUUAAAUAUUAAAAAUGAUUUUGUAAACGGAAUAUUGAUGGACAACGCAAACUCAUCCUGUUCAAGAAUAAAACAUA